CUGUCAAAGGCGCACAGACCGCGGAAGAAGGCAGUCGAAUCCAAGGAAAGCAGAAGAUAAAGCUUUACCCGAUCCCUAAUUCUUAUCGUUUUCGCCGUCGCUGCUCGGCAUUGACUGUUGUCAGAGUGGUAAUGGCGCAAUCCGGCAGUCACGAUGCAGCCCCCGCACGCAGAUCCCCCAACCUCCACCGCUCGCUGUGCUGUUCCUUCGCCCCCUCCACACGAAGUCCCGACUGGACGCCGAAUUUGGAUCGUCGUCCCAACAAGUACCCGCCGAAGACGUCCUUCUCGGGUUCCUUCCAUGGCUCUCACUCCCCCGGAACCGGAAGCAAGCUUGGUCUCGGCAUCAUCGACCCCCUCCGCCGUAUCCGUUCCCCUGGAAGGGUUUCGCCCAUUAAUUCCGUCGACCCCUUUGAGCCCCUGCCGGAGGUAGCCGAAUCGGUGCCCGGAAUUUCCUCUGUCUCCCAGCCAGAGCGGCCAGAUCCAGUCACAAAGAAUUUGCCUUUGGUACCGGAGAACCCGGUAAAGGACAAUGUGGUUUGCCUGAGGAAGGGAAGAAUGGAUUUGGGGAUUAUUUUGAAGGGGAAAGAUGGGAAUUCAUUGGUGCUGGAGCUGGAUCCAGCGGUACUUUGUGAAAACAGUGCCUUUUUCAAAGGGACGCUUCUGGAUUCUAGCAGCAAACUCUCGGAUGCAGGUGAUGUUUCAUGGAAGAUUGAGGUUUCCGGUUUAGACAAUGUGGAUGUUUUCAAGGAAGCAAUCGAGCUCAUGUACGAGAAGGAUGCGGUUAGGUGGCUUACCAAGGCAGGGGUCUCUAGAGCAAUUGACAUUCUUGAGGUAUCGUCUAUAAUUAAGUCUGACAGAAGCAUCAGAUCCUGUUUACAGUACAUUGAAGCUGUUCCAUGGAAUGAAAGUGAGGAAGAGAAGCUGAAAAGCUUGUUGGCAAGGUGUAAAUUUGAUGAAGCAAUAACUGAAGAUGUGUUAAGCAGGUUAGGUCCAAAGGAGUGUGAUAACUCAGAGGAUGUAGCUAUGCAUCUUAUUCAAUCUGUUACAAAUGGGACAAACAGGAAAGCGAGGAAGGAAAUGCAGUGUCUAGUCACUGGACUUCUCUCUAAGAGUUCAGUCUAUAUGAAAGUCCCUACUGGACUAGACAAGGAAAAACUGUAUGGCAUUUGUCAUUCAUCUUUAAAUUCCCUCAUCCAGCUCUUUGAGGAAGCCACAUGCUAUGAUGGUCUUGCUGAUCAAACAUCUAUGAGGCAAGAAUCAAAGCCAUUGAUUGAAAGGGUCUCAAAGCAAGUCGAAAACCUCACUUGGUUGUUGGAAAUCCUCGUCCAGGAGGAAAUUGCGGAAGAUUUCGCAAAAUUGUGGGCAGGCCAAGUGGAAUUGAUUAUGAUGCACGCAAAGGCAUCCCCAAUGAUGCGGUUUGAGCUAAGCCGUAUUUCAGCGGGUGUAUUUGUAGCAUUGGGUAGAGGAAAGUUGCACUGCCAUAGUGAUCAGAGGGUCGCUGUUCUCAGCGCAUGGUUCAGACCGAUGUUAUCGGAUUUCGGUUGGUUACAGAGGUACUCGAAGGGGCUAGAUAUGAGAAUGUUGGAGGAGAGUGUUGGCCAAGCUCUUCUCACUCUUCCGCUAAAUCAGCAACAGAUCUUUUUUGAGGAAUGGUUCUGUCAUUUUGCAGAGCAUGGAACGGAGUCCCCAAAUCUUGGACAGGCUUUCCAAAUCUGGUGGAGGCGACUGUUUGGUAGAUCCUCUUGGGCCUGCAAAUGAAGAGGAUAAAGUAGGAAAUAAUGAAUGCCUGUGAGUCGCAGAUACAGGAAAAGAAAUUAUUGAAUGUUGGUGUCCUUGGCUCAAUUCAAAUAUUCAGAUGACAUCUACCUUUGUUAAUUGUUAGUAUUGCUAAUUAAAUGUUUGUUUAGAGGAAUGAAUGACUUGAAAAACGAUCACUAUGGAGGCGAUCAAGUUGCAAGAGAUUCUUGGGCACUCACUGAUGCUGAUUUGAAGUGUAGCAUGAUGCUGGUAUGAGAUGAUGGAACUCAUAUCAUCUAAAAGCUGCAUGAAUUCUAAGAAGAUAAAAGAACUCUAAAUAGGAUAUAUAAAGCAUGGCAUAUCAUAUGAAGAGUCAUUUUUGUCUUGUAA
This is a messenger RNA of Zingiber officinale, 2129 nucleotides long. Its product is annotated as BTB/POZ domain-containing protein At2g13690-like. The transcript has 2 exons. The record is from RefSeq and is a predicted model, not a curated record. The coding region runs from base 132 to 1760 and encodes 542 amino acids. NCBI's taxonomy places the organism in Eukaryota, Viridiplantae, Streptophyta, Magnoliopsida, Zingiberales, Zingiberaceae.